GAAUUAUUACAUGGCACGCCCACCACAAGGGACGGUACUCUAUCGUAAAACAAACGUCCGGAUAGAUAACUGUACCUUAUGUUUACAAUGACGUGUUGAUUGUAUUUAAUGAAAAUAUUGUUGUUUAUUUCAAUUUACAUGUAAUUAACAGUUAAGAGAAUUUUGUGGACAUUCAUAAAAAUGGUGAGAAUAUCUAGUACUGGAGAAAUACUUCCGGAUGAUCCACAGCCACGUAAUAGAGGAAGUGGAGAUGCUCCUCAACAGAGACAGGGCUCUGUUCGACAUGAGAAUUAUAACGAACAGGAACAACAAGAAAUGCAGGGUGAAGGAGGACAAGUUUCUAUAUUUGAUAGUUUAAAUCAACGGCUGCUUGCAUUAGGCUUACCAAGAUGGAAUGCUGGACCUUACGUAAUUGAACCAAUAGUAUCUGUGGCUUUCUUAUUAGCAGGAUUAUUUUUAGGUAUACCUGGACUACUAAUGGGACUUGUUCUAUUUGGCGUUGUAAAACUUAGCCAGAGUGGAGGUAUUCCAGGUCAAGAUUUAAUAUUUGGACUGGGUCGUAAUCAAAAUCAGAACACAAAUCAUCGAAAUCCUGGAAAUAAUAGAAAACCAAGAGGUGGGGGAGGUGGUCAUAGAUUAGGAAGAACGUAAUUCAGCUUUCAAUUAUGGUGUAAAUAGAAUCUAUAAAAUCAGAUUAUUUAGGCCACAUUAAAAAAAUAUUUUGGUUCUCAGAUAAUCCUGUGUCACUUAAAUAUAAAAACAGUCUCAUUAAUUAACACACGUAAAUAUUUCAGCCCAGUUAUUGGAAAUAAUUCAAUAAAAAAGUCUACAACCUUGUUAAAUGUUAGUGAUAAUCAUAAAUGAUACUGGAUAAUCAUACAUUCUUAUAAACAACAUGAAGAAAUGUGAUGUUUAUGAGAAUCCAUUUAGCCCAGUAGUGAUCUUUUGACAAAAUAAAAACACAAAAUAGGAUUUUUAAGUAAGGAUACUCUGAGAACAAGUUAUUUUUUUGUAUGGCCUUGUGCUCAAAUAUACAAAGCAUCUCCAUCAUUGUUGAAAAAAAGAGACCAGUCAAUUGUUUAUAGACCGUUUAUUAACAUUUUUUCACAGGCACUUGAAGGGAUUAAAAUAAAACUUCUUACUACUGCUUGACUAUAUAUAUAAGAAGGUAUUUCAGCCGCCAUCUUUGUUUUCACGUCUUCAAGGCAUUACGUCUGCUAACAUCUCACAAUACUCACUAGUUCUAACACUACCCGUCGUUUUUAUUGCCAACGAGACCUUAUUUUAUCAUUAUUCAGCUUCCGAUGUAAUUAAAUUGGCCAUUUAACAGCGUUAUUAAUUACAAAUCAAACGUGAAGCGCUGUCACUUGCCGAAAUUUGUCUUCAUCAGCCCGGAAAUAAGUUUAGUUUGUAGCAGUCUGUAUCACCCAGUCCCUCAUAAACCUAUCCGUUACUCGAAAUUUUCCUAGGAACUGGGUGAUCCAGUCUGCACCUGCGGUGCGGCCUCGCUUCGUAGGCUCGAUCAUUUACCGACCAAAUUUCGAGUAACGGAUACGUUUAUAAGGGACUGGGUGAUACAGACUGCUACAAACUAAACUUAGGCCUCGUUGGCAAUAAUAACGACGGGUAGUGUUAGAACUAGUGAGUAUUGUGAGAUGUUAGCAGACGAAAUGCCUUGAAGACGUGAAAACAAAGAUGGCGGCUGAAAUACCUUCUUAUAUACUAUAAUAUAUAGCCAAGCAGUAGUAAGAAGUUUUAUUUUAAUCCCUUCAAGUGCCUGUGCAUUUUUAAUAUAAAUAUAUAUAAAUAACAAUUUCCAUUGUAAAUAUUUGUAUAAAUGUUUAAACCAUCUGAAUCAAUUUCAUGCUUUGGCUUAUGUUAGAUCUAGUCCAACUUAUACAUGUAGUUAUCAACUGAACUCCCUUGUGAGUUAUUUCAUGUUUAUCAUUUUAAUGUAUCCUUAUAACAAAAAGUUGUAAAUAUAUAUUUCUUACACAUCA
This is a messenger RNA of Patella vulgata (common limpet), 2000 nucleotides long. RefSeq names its product protein FAM241B. Lineage: Eukaryota; Metazoa; Mollusca; Gastropoda; Patellidae. The record is from RefSeq and is a predicted model, not a curated record. The transcript is spliced from 3 exons. Bases 181 to 651 code for a protein of 156 amino acids. Gene Ontology annotation, cellular component: intracellular membrane-bounded organelle.